This is a messenger RNA of Formica exsecta, 1260 nucleotides long. Its product is annotated as odorant receptor 63a-like. The transcript is spliced from 9 exons. The coding region runs from base 12 to 1211 and encodes 399 amino acids. Gene Ontology annotation, molecular function: olfactory receptor activity; odorant binding. Gene Ontology annotation, cellular component: plasma membrane. Gene Ontology annotation, biological process: detection of chemical stimulus involved in sensory perception of smell; sensory perception of smell. Lineage: Eukaryota; Metazoa; Arthropoda; Insecta; Hymenoptera; Formicidae. The record is from RefSeq and is a predicted model, not a curated record.
AGAAGAGAAUCAUGCUGAUGAAUAUACUUCGAGAGUACAAUAUCAAUAGAAUAUUCUUGUCGUGUCUAGGUCUUUGGCCAUUCCAAUGUAAGCUCGCGAGACGUUCAUUGUCAAUGUUUUGCUUUGUACUCGAAUUAAGUUAUUUGCCGUUUGAGAUAAUAACAUUGUAUAUACAUAGAGAUAGUGGACAAAUGAUUUUUGAAUGUCUGUAUCAAAUGGUUAUAACAUUGGCUUUCCUUGUAAAAUUAUUGAAUCAGCUUUGGUACCGCAGCAAGUUUCAGCGUUUAUAUGAAACUAUGGAAAAUCAUUGGAAUAUAUUUACGAAUGAAUUUGAAGUUCAAAUUAUGAAAACUUAUUCUGGUAUAUCACAAAAAUUUACAGUAUCUUAUUCCAUGUUGAUAUAUGUUAUGAUGUCAAUGUUUAUCAUAAUACCUUCAUUAGGACCGAUAUUUCUCGAUAUCGUGCUACCUCUUAAUGAAUCGCGUCCGCGACACUUUGCAGUGUACGCCGAAUAUGGGAUAGAUCAAAAUAAGUACUUUGUAGAAAUAUUUUUGUACACCACUAUCAUGAUCACGGUGGGUAUGACCAUCAUGGUGUCUGUUGAUACUAUGCAUAUUGCAUGCACCGCGCACGCGUGCAGCUUAUUCCAAGUUGUCGGUCAACAAAUUGAGAACGUAGUAUCGCAGGAAGUCAACGAAACUGGAUAUGGCGCUAAUACGGAGUAUAAAUUAUUCAAUGAGAAAAUGAUAUAUCGGAAAUACAUUGUGUGUUUGGAAAAACAUCAACUUGCUUUAGAGUAUGUCGAUAUAUUAAAUGAUACGCAUAAGAUUGUGGGAAUUAGCUUCUCAUUAUUGAUUGGCGCGGUUUUCAGUCUGCUUGGAGUUCGCAUUGUCUAUGUGUUAGAUCAAGUAGAAGAAAUGAUUAGAUUUACGUUUAUCAUCAUGGGAGCGUUACUACAAUUGAUGAUCCUGUGUUAUUCCGGCCAGAAAUUAAUGGACGAAAGUCAGAAUAUAUUCCACCGAGUAUAUGCAGCGAAAUGGUAUAAGUUCUCGCCAAGAUUAAAGUCAUUGUUAAUUAUAACUCUUUACAGAAGUGUUGUUCCGUGCAAAUUGACAGCAGGUAAUUUGUUUCCGUUGUCGAUGCCACUCUUCGCCGCGGUGGUGCGAACAGGUGUAUCUUAUUUCACGGCAUUCUUAUCGUUGAAAGAGUAAUUAAUUCUGAAAUAUAAAUGCUUAGUGAGUUCUUGUGACCAAUAUAUCU